Mercenaria mercenaria is the source of this 948-nucleotide messenger RNA. RefSeq names its product dynein light chain Tctex-type protein 2B-like. Bases 83 to 475 code for a protein of 130 amino acids. Gene Ontology annotation, molecular function: dynein intermediate chain binding. The record is from RefSeq and is a predicted model, not a curated record. Gene Ontology annotation, biological process: microtubule-based movement. NCBI's taxonomy places the organism in Eukaryota, Metazoa, Mollusca, Bivalvia, Venerida, Veneridae. Gene Ontology annotation, cellular component: cytoplasm; cytoplasmic dynein complex. The transcript has 5 exons.
UACCACCGGAACCAGUCCAUGUUGUUAGGUACGCCAUUUUGCGUGUUUUUCUUUACUUAGUCCUGAUUUUCCUACCGAUAUUAUGGCUGAUGUUGAAGUAGCAGAACAACCGCCACCACCAAGUAACACAUAUGUUAUUCGUCCAAAUUUUCAACAUAAAUUUCGACCAGUGACUGUAAAGGAAUGUAUACAUACUGUCUUGAAUGAACAUCUUGAUGGUAAAACAUAUGACCCAGAAGAAAUUAUGGAUUGGACAAAAGCAAUUUCAGAUGAUAUCAAAACUAAACUAAAAGAUAUGGGCUAUGACAGAUAUAAGUUUGUUGUGCAAGUUGCUAUUGGGGAACAAAGAGGAGAAGGUGUAAAGAUGGGUGCCAGGUGCUUCUGGGAUUCUGAUACUGACAACUAUGCACAAGAUAUAUUUAUGAAUGACUCAUUAUUCUGUGUAGCAGCAGCAUUUGGAGUGUUCUAUUACUGAAGUGGCUGUCAUCUGUCACCACUGACCAUUCCAUUAUCUUACAAUUCAUUGUGAUGAUACACCAUUCAACACAUCUCUACUUCAGCUUGUGUUACCUUCAUGAUAAUCUGAAAAUAAACUUUUUUGCAACAACAACUAUAUAAUAAGAUGAAUAAAUGAAUCACAGAAUAAAAGUGGUUUUAAGAAAAGUUACCUUUUGUUACCUUACCUUUUGAAACUUAAUUGCUUGUUAUACUAUCUGUAGAAAGGUUUCUGAUUUUCUUCAACAUGUCACUUUGACAGUGAUAUGAUAUUGGCUUGAAUAAGCAAUACAGUAUUUAUAUUAUUAAAAGCAGAACAUACUUUCAGGAUUCUGUAUAUUUUGUUAUUCCGUCCAUUCUAUAUGUUACUUCUUUGUUUGAAUGUAAUUGAUUUUUUGCUUAUAAUUUUAUAUUAAUAUUUAAUGUGAAGAAUAAAUGGGUAAAACUGAAGAA